AUGGCUUUCCUUCAGAGAAACGAAAUUGGUAUCAAAGAUAUUGGUCGCAGCGUGACAGUGCCUGGCAAUGAUGUGGCAAAAUUGAUGUACUAUCUUAAUUGUGUUUGUUUCUCAAUAGAUUGCAAUGAUGAUCCAGAUAUACGUCGUCUAACUAAUUAUGAUAAUUGGUCAAGUUUGUCAGUAGAUGAACAAAAAAAACUGCUCGUUCUUUGCUAUGCUUUUAGCCCAGAUGUCUUCGACAAUAAAGUCUUCUUUCAGAGUGAUGCAUUGUGUCAAAAUUCAUCGAAUAAAUUCUACGAAAUCAGUCAAAUUCGUCACCAAGUUCUCGCUGUUUCAACCAUUGUGGUUGCUGGUCGUGCUCGACAAGUGAACAAGAUUAUGACGUACACGAUGUCAUGGAUGCGUUUAUACUAUCUUGAGCCAAUGCAACGGUUGGCUAAACGUUUAGCAGACCAGCAACCGCAACGUCAACGCCAAUCAUCGACUUGUAUUAUCUCAUAA
This is a messenger RNA of Rotaria sp. Silwood2, 501 nucleotides long. The record is from the annotation of a GenBank genome assembly. Lineage: Eukaryota; Metazoa; Rotifera; Eurotatoria; Philodinida; Philodinidae.